GCCAUCGAAGGAAAUCUAAGAAGAGCAGGCAACCAAGAAAGCAACUUCUCUACAGCGUGAAACUAACUUCAAGGCAUCAUGAAGACUUUGACUCUCCUCUCCAUCUUUGCUCUUCUGUCUGUGUGCUGGUCCAUGGGAGCAAUUGAACCAGAGGUUGUCGUGGACCCCGCUGCUGACACAGCUGUUGAAGCUUCACCUGUAGACGAGGCUGCUGCGGAUGCUGACCCUAUGGAUGCUGACCCUGCGGAUGCUGACUCUGCGGAUGCUGACCCUGCGGAUGCUGACCCUGCGGAUGCUGACCCUGCGGAUGCUGACCCUGCGGAUGCUGACCCUGCGGCUGCCGCCACCGAUUUAGCCUCCACUCCGGACUCUUCCUCCUCCUCCGAGUCCAUCUCUUCCUCUGACUCUUCGGCAUCUGAUUCUAACUCUAACUCUAACUCGUCCUCCUCCUCUUCCUCCUCCUCUGAAUCUUCUUCUUCUUCUUCUUCCUCUGAGUCCUCUGAGUCUGACUCUUCUGCCUCUGAUUCUUCCUCUUCUUCUUCUUCUUCUUCUUCAUCCUCUUCAUCUUCAUCAGAGUCAGCCAGUGCUGAGGCGUCUCAGGUGGUCAUGAAGAGAGACCUGGCCGCUGUUCUCCUGAGGAGAAGACGAGCUGCACCAGGAGGAUACCUCACCCCUCUGCAGCUGGAAAGCCUGAAAGAAGUGUGUGAGCUGAACAGAGGCUGUGACGAGAUGGCUGAAACUGCAGGCAUCAUCGCCGCAUAUGUCGCCUACUACGGACCCGUCCCCUUCUAAGAUAAAGACUCCUCUUUCAUCCACAUGAGAACUGUUGUAUCUGUUAUUUUGUAAUAGAACGGUGCAACUCCCCUGAAUCCUGAAAAGGAGCAGACAAUCAAAAGUUUGACCCAUGUUAUGAUGCUCAAUGGAGAUUUUUUUUAAGGCACAAAUCUUUGCACAAGUGACGAGCUUUAAUGGUCCUGUAUGAAGAGGACUCUUCCAGGCUUUUAGAGAGGCACAUGGAAACUAAAGCCUGUGAAGUAACCCACACAAGAUACCAUUCUUAUUCACGUCUGUGGUAUAAGGCAAUGAAUGGUGCUACAAAUGCAGAUGUAUUGUAUAUUAAUGUAUUGCUGUUUUAUGUCAUGUUUUAGUCCUAGAAGUAGUAGUUCUAGAAAGUAGUUGAUGUAGUAAUGAGAUACUGUAGUUUUAGUAGUAGUGUAUUGAUAGUGGUAGUUGUAGUGUACAGUGUGUAAAAUGCACGUCAGUUAUCUGUAAUGAC
This is a messenger RNA of Cottoperca gobio, 1276 nucleotides long. RefSeq names its product bone gamma-carboxyglutamate (gla) protein, like (gene bglapl). The transcript is spliced from 4 exons. The coding region runs from base 79 to 792 and encodes 237 amino acids. Gene Ontology annotation, molecular function: hydroxyapatite binding; structural constituent of bone; calcium ion binding. Lineage: Eukaryota; Metazoa; Chordata; Actinopteri; Perciformes; Bovichtidae. Gene Ontology annotation, biological process: bone development; regulation of cellular response to insulin stimulus; response to vitamin K. The record is from RefSeq and is a predicted model, not a curated record. Gene Ontology annotation, cellular component: extracellular region.